GUUGUUUGAAUUGUGCUUAAAUACAAUUGCUACAGUUGGUGCUUUUUAAGUGAUCGCACUUCAAAUAAGUUAUUGUAAUUGUUUUACCAAAUGGGUCUACUUUCGCUGUUGCGCAAACUGCGCCCCAAUCCGGAAAAGGAGGCACGUAUUUUGCUGCUCGGUUUGGACAAUGCCGGCAAGACAACGAUUCUCAAACAACUGGCUUCCGAGGAUAUAACAACGGUGAGUAUUUUGGAACAGAUGCGUCUUUGCUUUCCUAAUAGUCGUUCCAAUGCUUCGCAGGUGACGCCCACCGCGGGCUUUAACAUCAAAUCCGUAGCAGCAGAUGGGUUCAAAUUGAAUGUAUGGGAUAUUGGCGGUCAAUGGAAAAUAAGGCCAUAUUGGAAGAACUACUUUGCCAAUACCGAUGUUUUGAUCUACGUUAUAGACUGCACGGAUCGGAAACGCCUAUCAGAAGCGGGCAGUGAACUCUUUGAGAUGCUUAUGGACAAUCGUUUAAAGAGAGUACCGCUGCUGGUGUUUGCCAACAAGCAGGACUUGCCCAGUGCCAUGAGCGCCUCCGAAGUGGCCGAGGCUCUGGGUCUAGUGCGUCUAGAGGAGCGCACUUGGGAAAUUAAGGCCUGCACAGCUGUAGAUGGCACUGGCAUCAAAGAGGGCAUGGACUGGGUGUGCAAAAAUAUGAAAAAGUAGUUUAGAGUUCAUUAAUUUGUGCUACUGUAAGAUUAAAGCUAUUCAACCUACACUACUUACUUGAAAAGUGUUAAAGGAAGUGCCCCUUAUAUAAUUAUAGAGACCAUAAUGUUAUCAAAA
Messenger RNA from Drosophila virilis, 810 nucleotides. RefSeq names its product ADP-ribosylation factor-like protein 3. Gene Ontology annotation, biological process: cilium assembly. Lineage: Eukaryota; Metazoa; Arthropoda; Insecta; Diptera; Drosophilidae. Gene Ontology annotation, molecular function: GTP binding; GTPase activity. Gene Ontology annotation, cellular component: microtubule cytoskeleton; cytoplasm. The record is from RefSeq and is a predicted model, not a curated record.